Messenger RNA from Nymphaea colorata (pocket water lily), 2079 nucleotides. Its product is annotated as LRR receptor-like serine/threonine-protein kinase FLS2. The transcript is spliced from 2 exons. The coding region runs from base 49 to 2076 and encodes 675 amino acids. Gene Ontology annotation, cellular component: plasma membrane. Lineage: Eukaryota; Viridiplantae; Streptophyta; Magnoliopsida; Nymphaeales; Nymphaeaceae. The record is from RefSeq and is a predicted model, not a curated record. Gene Ontology annotation, molecular function: protein binding.
UGCACUUUUACCUAAUCCAGCGAUCAAAGAGUGUUGUUGCAUGCCAUCAUGGGCCAAGGUGCUGCUGCAAUUCCUCAGGCACCAAGUCCAUUAUUGCUAUGCAGAAGCACCAUUUUGUUUUUGGGUCUGUUGGUUAUUGGUGUGGUAUGUGCUUGGAAGGAUGAAACACCACCACCACCAACAAGUACAGCAACAAGGGGAGCAGCUUCGAGGAUCUGCCUCUCCAACCAGAGUUCAGCACUUCUUCAAUUCAAGCAGAGCUUUCUCAACAUUUAUGAAUUUUACCGACCUGAUGCGCUGAUCUCAUGGCAGCGUGAUGGAUCCGACUGCUGUCACUGGAAAGGAGUUACUUGCAAUAACCUCACUGGCUUCGUCAUUGCAUUGGAGAUACCUGCUCCUGAUUUUGGCGAUGUGAUCGCAGGUAUCGCCGUUGACUCUUCCCUGUUCAAGCUUCGAUAUUUGCAACGUCUGGAUCUCAGCUACAACCAAUUGAACGGUGCCAUCCCGAAGAGACUCGUGGAACUCACCCACCUAACCCACCUCAACCUGUCCCAUUGUGGCUUCUCUGGUCAGAUCCCAGUAGAGCUGUCCCAAAUGACACGAUUGGUCUCUCUCGAUCUCUCUUAUAAUGAUGGCCUACUACUCCAGCAUCCUAAUUUCUCACAGCUUUUCAGAGGCUUAGUUCAUUUGGAGCACCUUCGACUGGAUAGAGUUGACGUCUCCAUGAGCUUAAGAGAUGUAAGCAUGAGCUUGUCGUCAUCUCAUGACCUGCAAACAUUCAGCUUGUCUGGGUGUAAUAUUUCUGGUCCAAUGGACGAAUCACUUCUCCAUUUUCAGUCAAUAUCUUACUUGGAUUUGGGGUCCAACAAACUUGAAAGUAGUAUUGUUGAAGGUUUAUGCUCGCUUGGGGACAUCACUUCGUUAAGGCUUCGUGCAAGUUUCAUGACCGGGCCAAUUCCGCCAUGUCUUUUCAGUCUUCCCUCUUUAAAGGAGUUGGACCUCGGUGGCAACCAUCUCAACUCUGGAAUCCCCAACCUGCAGCUCAGCCAGAUCGCCUCCUCUCUGACUGAACUGGACCUAAGUGGCAACCGACUAACUGGGAGCAUUCCCUCAUCCCUCUUCAACCUCUCUUUUCUAGCAACACUAGACCUCAGCCACAAUCUCCUAACAGAGAACAUUCCUUCAUCCCACUUCAAUCUCCCUUUCCUAAAAAAAGUAGUCCUCAGCGGCAAUAGCCUAACUGGGACCAUUCCAUCAUGGCUUUUCAACCUCUCCUCCUUAGAAGAACUAGACCUCAGUAGCAACCGUCUACUUGGGAUUCCCUCAUCGCUUUUCAAUCCAAUCUCAUCGCUAAAAACAGUAGACCUUAGUGAUAAUUUCCUAACUCGGAGUGUUCCCUUGUUGCUUUUCAACCUCUCCUCCUUAGAGUCACUAGACCUUAGCAACAACUACCUAACUGGGGUUCCCUCGGUGCUUUUCAACUCAAACUCCUCCUUAACAACACUAGACCUUAGUCACAACAGCCUGAUAGGCAGCAUUCCUCCCUUCUUUUUCACCCUUCCUUCCCUGACGAAACUAAACCUCGGAAGUAAUAAGUUCAGCGACCUGCUCGCCAACUUUGACAAUAACCUAUACUCCCAGUACUUGGAAAUCCUUCAGCUUGAUCACAAUUUUUUGAGUGGUGAUAUCCCUUCUUUCGUCAACAGGCUUCGUUCCGUGAAAAACAUUGACCUUUCUUCUAAUUGUUUCAAUUUUACCAUUGAUCUUUCCUUCUUUUUUAGUAUCAAGGGCCUUUUUGCAUUGGAUCUUUCCAAUAACACAAGGCUGACAGUUGAUUCAUCUUAUUCCAGUGACGAUGCACAAGGGCUCUCCAACAAUAACAUUGAAGGGGAGAUACCAUUUUGCUUGUGGGAAGUUAUUCAUUUUGGUGGUCUGGAUCUUGAUCAUAACAAGCUACAUGGUUUUGAAGAGCCAGCCCAGGGGAUUACAGGUUAUGGCCUUUCGUACAUGUCUGUCUCCAAUAAUCGAAUCCAAGGGGAAAUUCCAACUUUCCUUUGCAAUUUCCAUGACGGGUGACAU